UGCAAGCAUUUUUUUAAAUAUUGUACUGUAGAUAAAUUAUCGCUGGCGCCCUGGCGGCGACGCGUGCAUCGCGAGAAUACGCAUGUAUACGAGACACGAGUAUAGGUAGUAUAAUAUAUGUAUACUGUACUGUAUAGUGAGAAUGAGAUUUAUGCAGAAGCAGUGUAUUAGUUAGUGCUGUUGUUAAUCUGCACACUCUUUUUCUUGAAAUAUACGUUUAUAAACAUCAUUUAUGUGAGAUGAUUUGACGCUUAUAUAGUGAUUGAUCAAAAAUAACUAGUCAUCAUGGUUCGAAAUAGUGAAAAGGAAAGACAUCAUAGGAGGAGAUCUAGGUCUAGAUCCAGAUCUCGUUCUGCUUCCCCUCAGCAAGAAAAGAAAAGGAGACGUUCAAGGAGUCGUGAUCGAGACAGGGAGCGAGAAAAGAAUCGCCAUCGAGAUAGACGCAGUCGCUCUCGUGAUAAGGACAGGGAAAGAAGUGACAGAAGAGAAAGAUCCGACAGAGAUAGGGAUCGAGAAAGAGACAGAAAACGUGGAGACAGUAAAGAAAAGCGUCUUACAGGAUCAAAAUCAUCUCGAUCUGGAAAAGAAAGAUCCAACCGAUCCAAGUCUCGUGAGCGCAAGGAAAAGGAUAAGAACGAAAGCGAGGAAUUGCCAUUCGACCAUACAAAACUAGAUAAGGAAGAGGAGCAGAAGCGCUUAGAGCUGGAAAUGCAAAAAAGAAGAGAAAGAAUUGAAAGGUGGAGAGCUGAAAGAAAAAAGAAAGAGAUUGAAGCAACCAAAAAGGAUGGUAAGUCAAUGUUAGCUAAUCUUCAGCUACCGACUGCCAAAAAAUGGUCUCUUGAGGAUGACAGUGACGAAGAAAUGCCCAUCGUUGUAAAUAAAGAAACUAAAGAAGAAGAAGAAGAAGAAGCUAAAGAAGAAAAUGUAGAGGAGAAAGUUGAAACCAAAAAGGAAGAUGAGGAGGAAAUUGACCCUCUGGAUGCUUUCAUGGCAGAAGUACAUCAAGAGGUCAGAAAAGUCAACAAAGUCGACAAUAAACCUUUGAAAACAGGUACAAAUUGUACGGGAACUGGGCAAACUGGUGGUGUUAUGAUUGUAACUGGUGUAGCAAAGAAGAAAGUUCAAAAACAUAAGGGUGAACUGAUUGAGCAGAAUCAAGAUGGUCUCGAGUACUCUAGUGAAGAGGAAGGAGAGAAUUUACAUGAAACGGCUGCUGGCAUUGCAAAUAAACAGAAGCGAGAGUUGGCCAAAGUCGAUCAUAAUGCAACAGAUUACAUACCAUUCACAAAAGCAUUUUACCGCGAAGUUCCUGAAAUUGCACGUAUGACACCCGAGGAAGUGGAAUUGUACAAAGAAGAGUUAGAAGGUAUUCGAGUUAAGGGCAAAAAUUGCCCAAAACCAAUAAAGUCCUGGGCUCAAUGCGGUGUCUCUAAGAAGGAACUUGAUGUUUUGCGCAAGCUCGGUUAUGAGAAACCAACGCCGAUACAGUGUCAAGCGAUACCCGCUAUUAUGUCGGGUCGGGAUCUAAUUGGUAUCGCAAAAACUGGUAGCGGUAAAACGAUAGCUUUCCUAUUACCUAUGUUCCGGCAUAUCCUGGAUCAACCGCCGCUCGCAGAUGGAGAUGGUCCUAUUGCUUUGAUCAUGACGCCAACCCGGGAGCUUUGCAUGCAGAUCGGUAAGGAUUCGAAAAAAUUCACCAAGAGCCUUGGGCUGUCACACGUAUGCGUUUAUGGUGGAACGGGCAUCUCUGAGCAGAUAGCUGAACUGAAGAGGGGCGCAGAGAUAAUCGUCUGCACACCCGGAAGGAUGAUCGACAUGUUGGCUGCAAAUAACGGACGGGUGACGAAUCUUAGGAGAGUUACUUACGUUGUGCUUGACGAAGCUGAUAGAAUGUUUGACAUGGGCUUUGAACCACAGGUGAUGCGAAUAAUGGAGAACGUCCGACCGGAUCGUCAAACCGUGUUGUUCAGCGCCACAUUCCCCCGACAGAUGGAAGCUUUGGCACGACGAAUACUUACUAAACCAGUAGAAGUACAAGUGGGUGGUCGAUCUGUCGUUUGCAAGGACGUGGAGCAGCACGUAGUGGUGCUUGACGACGAUCUGAAAUUCAGGAAAUUGCUGGAGAUUCUUGGCCAUUUUCAGGAUAAGGGAUCGGCGAUCAUUUUUGUUGACAAGCAAGAGAACGCCGAUACAUUGCUGAAGGACUUGAUGAAGGCUUCGCACUCGUGUAUGUCAUUACACGGCGGUAUCGAUCAGUGUGAUCGGGAUUCGACGAUAAUGGAUUUCAAAGCGGGGAGAGUAAAGUUGCUUGUUGCAACGUCCGUCGCUGCCAGAGGAUUGGAUGUGAAGAGUUUAGUGCUAGUCGUGAAUUAUGAUUGUCCAAAUCAUUACGAAGACUACGUACACAGGUGUGGUAGAACUGGACGAGCAGGAAAUAAAGGUUACGCGUACACGUUCAUAACGCCUGACCAAGAGCGUUAUUCUGGUGACAUCGUACGGGCUUUCGAGCUCGCUGGUGUCCCUGUUCCCGAACCUCUGCGUCAGCUGUGGGAAGGCUACAAAAAUCGCCAGGAAGCAGACGGCAAGAAGGUACACACGGGUGGUGGAUUCAGCGGUAAAGGCUACAAGUUCGACGAGUCUGAAGCAGCCCUUGCCAAUGAGAAAAAGAAAUUCCAGAAGGCAGCACUGGGUCUGCAGGAUUCAGACGAUGAGGAUAUAGAAAAUGACAUAGACCAGCAGAUAGAGACGAUGCUUCAGGCUAAGAAAAUCGUUCACGAGAUGCCAAAGUCCGCCGCUGGAACUGCCGGUAUCACUAAUAUCGGAGGACCAGGUGUGCCUAGCGCUACGGAAAAACUUGAGCUCGCAAAGAAACUGGCGUCCAAAAUUAACACGGCGAAGAAUCUGGGUGCCGAAGCCAAGGGUGCGACUCAGCAAGUUGCCGAGGCUAUUCUGAAGGGAGCUGGACCUACAAAUUUGAUCACGGCAAAGACAGUAGCAGAGCAACUGGCAGCCAAGUUGAACACAAAGCUGAAUUACCAGCCGCGUGAGGAGGAUCUUAUCGAAGGCGAAGGCGAGCAGGGUGAGCAGACCUUCCGAAAAUACGAGGAGGAGCUGGAGAUCAACGACUUCCCGCAACAGGCGCGCUGGAGAGUAACAAGCAAAGAGGCUUUGGCGCAAAUUUCCGAGUAUUCGGAAGCAGGUCUGACAGUGCGAGGCACGUACAUUGCACCUGGCAAACCACCACCGGAUGGCGAGCGCAAACUUUACCUGGCCAUCGAAUCGACGAGCGAGUUGGCAGUCAGCAAAGCCAAGGCUGAGGUCUCCAGACUGAUCAAGGAGGAACUAAUAAAACUGCAGGCAUCCGGCACGCAUACAGCAUCGCGUGGCCGUUACAAAGUCCUGUAAAGUCAUCGUUCUGAUAUGAUUAUAUUUUUCACUCUUUUCUUUAAUUGUCUUCUAUUGUUGGCAUGAGAGAUUUUUGUAAAAGAUGCAGGAAAUUUUUAGAAUUUAGAUGUGCACGCACGAAUUUGCGAUAAAUUUAGACCUCGAGUUCUUGAGCGAUUUUCUUAAAUGUUGAUAAGCAUUUAAAAUGGUCGCUUACUGAAAUAUUGUCAAUAACCUUAGUUGCCGUCGUGGUAACUAAGUAUGACGGCGUUUUAUCGCUCGAAAUAUGAUGAAUAAAUAUCGAGAAAACAAUUAAAUUUAACCUUGUGAGAUUUAUUACCAAUUAAUUAUAAGCAAUGAAAUUAAAUGUUUCUAAUCGAUUUUUAAAUGAACACUCGUAGCAGAAGUGCACGACGGUAGCUACGGUUGUAUUCUUCUUAAUACCCUAUUGAAAGCUUAUCAUAUUCAUUCAAAAUGUUGAUUAUCUACUAUAUUUUUCAUAGGGGUUAAGCAUUCCUAAUAACAGAGAAGUCCUAUUUUUAAUGACCACACAAGAUUACGGUAAGGAUUAAGUUACGGUCAUUAUGGAAUUUUAUGACUAUUUAAUUAAUCAUUAAACGACAAUAAAUUUACUUACUUUUUAGGUAAUUUGAAUGUGAAUUUGACAAAUGUAUAUCUGGGCGUUGUUCGAAGAGAACUGUUUAUUAACAUUCAAAUACCACUUGGUCGAAAACAUCUAGGCAACUUGUUUACUUAUAAUCCGAUGGAAUUUCAAAUAUUAAAGUGUAGUCGUUUUAAGCUUCUAUAAGUGGUUUAACUUAUAGCAAAAAAUCAGAGUAUUUUUAUGAUGAUAAAUCUUUAUGUUUUUGAACUUUUCGAUGGCAUUGAGCUUGAGUGAAAAAUAAUAUAUUAAUGAUUGAAGAAAAACAACGUGGAAGUCUUUAGAAAGUAAUGAAUUGCGAUAAUAUAACAUUUUUAAUGUAAAUGUGGUAUUUAUAAUGAAAGUUUGUUAAUCAAAGUGACAUUAAUUAUAUCUGCAUAAUAAUCUAGUAUAAUGAAUUCUACGACUCAUAGCGGUGAGUGUGUACAAUUCAACACGUGCAUUAUAAUUAUCGAUACGAGCUAAUGUAAGACAUUUUAUUAUACAUAGAAAAGGACAAUAUAAAUAAUUAAUAUUUAGCAAUAA
Molecule: messenger RNA, 4570 nt
Organism: Nasonia vitripennis (jewel wasp)
Lineage: Eukaryota; Metazoa; Arthropoda; Insecta; Hymenoptera; Pteromalidae
Gene: Prp5
Product: probable ATP-dependent RNA helicase DDX46
Exons: 9
Coding region: 286-3405 (1039 amino acids)
Biological process (GO): mRNA splicing, via spliceosome
Cellular component (GO): nucleus
Molecular function (GO): ATP binding; RNA helicase activity; nucleic acid binding
Source: RefSeq, a predicted model, not a curated record